Molecule: messenger RNA, 2979 nt
Organism: Leptopilina heterotoma
Lineage: Eukaryota; Metazoa; Arthropoda; Insecta; Hymenoptera; Figitidae
Product: SH3 domain-containing kinase-binding protein 1-like
Exons: 9
Coding region: 442-2016 (524 amino acids)
Molecular function (GO): protein binding
Source: RefSeq, a predicted model, not a curated record
ACAAAAUGGCGUCAGUGACACAUUCGAGGCUGUCAAAUCAGCUUGGGAUACGCCUAAAGUUUACUCUUUUUUAUUUAAUAUUUACAAAGAAAAUACAAUAAUAUGAAUACAGUGAGUGUGGAAAUAGUUUGUGACAACUAAGCUACUUAUUGAAAAUUAAUGGUCCAUGUAAAAGUUUUCCUUUGACCUGUUUUUUUUAACUUGCUCUCAGCACUACUUAGCCUAUAUCUUGAGCAUCAUGACACAACUUACUCUUUAUCGAUACAAAAUUAAACGUUAAUUACCGAUAAAAUUGGAUAUAUUAUUUUGUUUAUCAUACCUCUGAUCGAGGUAAACAUUUAACAAGUAAUUUACACACAUUUUUCAUGGAUAUGAAAAUUUCUUUUUGGUACAAAUUAAGAAUCUAAUCGCGAAGGCUGUAAACUAGAUUUUUAUUUAAAAAUGGAAGCAAUAGUUGAAUACAACUAUGUGGCUCAAGAGCCUGAUGAAUUGACCCUGAAAAAAGGAGACGUCAUUAAAGAUAUCAAAAUGUUACAUGGAGGUUGGUGGCAAGGAACAUUGAAGGAUAAGCGUGGCAUGUUUCCUGACAACUUUGUCAAGGUUUUAGAGACAACUGCGGGAUCAGCGUCAGGAACACUGGCCGGAAAUCGAACAAAUAUCGGAACCGGGGAGGGCAGCUCGAGUUCGAAAAGUGAUGAGGUGACACUGCGUAACGGAGGAUCGGGAAGACGAAUUUGUCGUGUUUUAUUUAGUUAUGAGCCAUGUAAUGGCGACGAAUUGAAACUUGUGCCCAAUGAAAAUGUUGAAUUUUUGGGCGAAGUUGAAGAAGGUUGGUGGCGUGGAAGACUUAAUCGACGUGUCGGCGUAUUUCCCUCAAAUUUCGUGAGUCCACCGUCUCAUGAGGAAACGACAAAAAAUAAGGACAAGGAGGUUGAGGAAUUGUGUCGAGUUCUAUUUCCCUAUGAGACAACGAACGAGGAUGAAUUGACACUUGCCGAAGGCGAUAUUAUUAAAGUGCUCUCAAAAGAUGCACCCGAUAAGGGCUGGUGGCAAGGUCAACUUAGAGGACGAAUAGGUUUAUUUCCGGAUAAUUUUGUCGAAGUUUUAAAUUCAAAAAGUGAACAGGAACAUGAUCAGUGUGAGGAGGUGAAUCAAGUUGCGCCAAAAAUUAAGCACUCAAUAAAAGCAAUUGAAAAAGCAUACACUCGAAAAAGUUUAGAUACUAAAAGCGUUAAGACAGAUACGGUUGGUAAGAAAGUAGCAUCACCACCUUCACCUCUAGGAAGCGGAAGUAGCGAUAAAAAGUCUAUUUUAUCAAGUUUGAAACGCCUUGUGGGCGACAAUGGCAGUAGCAGUAGUAAUAAUAACAGUAAUAAUAAUGGAAAUGGAAGCGUGAGUAUGGGUUUGGAGGAAGAAUUGGACGGUGUUGAGCGAGGAGAAGGUUUACCCCUUUCACAUUUGACGGCCUCCAGAGCUAAAGCUCCUCGAAGACGACCACCGACUACACAACAUUUACGACACACAGCUGCGUCUUCAGCUACUUCAUUAACGUCGCCAGGACAUGCUGCCAGUACAGAGGAUAACAUGACGAAUGGAAAUACGGAAAAUUCUACUGAACCUCUGAGAGAAGACGAUGGCGAUGGUCCGAUUGGAAAACGAAAGCCUCCAUGGGUUGACGAGUUAAAGCAAAAUCAAUUGGAAAGAAAGAAGCACGGAAUUGAUCGAGUGGACAAAAGCGAAGUAAAGAAGGAAAGAGUAGUUACAAGUUUUCAACGAUUACGAACUACGACAAAUGUGGCGGAAGUUGGCAUAAAGCCGGAGCCAGGAACUGAAGAGAAAUCGAAAGAAAUUGAAAAGGCAACUCCAACAGACGCAUCGAAUCACGUUUCACCCAAUACAGCACAACCUGCUUUUGUACCUUAUCAUGUAUUUAGUCAACUUCUAGACAGGGUCGUUGCAUUGGAGAGAACUGUGAAUCAACUUUUAAUGGCAAACAGUUCAAAAAAUGAUGAAUAAUUUUCAAAAAGGACUGCUGCUCUCCGCUUCUAUUCCCUCCUUUUCAUCUCAAAAGACAAAAUUGUUUGUCACUGUAAGUAAAUUAAUUGAUUGUUACAAACAUAUACAUAUAUUUAUUUAAUAUCGCAAGCAAAUCGGGCUGAAAUUUUUAUUCAAUUGCAUUUAUAAAACGAAGACUUAUUUAAAACGCAACAUUCCAAGUGACAUUCUAUUACUUCAAAACAUUUUUUUUAAUUUAUAUAUUCUACAAUAUAAUUAACGAUUCUUUUGCCUGAUAGGGAAAAAUCGAAUAUUUUUAAAAAAUUAACAUUAAUUGAAAUAAAAAAGAAACCGAAUAGGUUAAAAUUUUACAUGAAAAAAAAAGAAAUCGGUUAGUGAUUUGUAAGUACUUUAGCAAUUAAAAAAAAAAUAGUUAUUGACUGUAAGAAACAAUUUUAAAAAAUUAGUCUUGUUGUGCCAACACGUUCCGAGUUUUCAGUUUUUUUUAUAUCUAGACAAAUCACGAAUAUUUAAUUUUUAAACAAAUUUAAGUUAAUAUUUUUUUACUUAAGUUAAUGGUAUAUAAAUACUAAACUUAAAUUUCAUCUUAAUUGAAUUUAUUACAGUAAUUAAUAAUUAAUUUCUUUUUUUAAUUUUAAAAGAACGAAUUUUUAAUUAUUUUAAUGAACCUUAUUAACUUCUAGUCGUAUUGUGAAUUUUGAUUUAAUGAGAAUUACAAAAUUAUUUUUGGGAGAAAAUUUAUGUUUUUGAAAAAGAAACUAUGAUUUGCUUUAAUCGAAUGAAAGAUAAUGGAUUUUAUUUUAUCCGGUGAUUAGAGUAAGAAAUUGUGAUUUCGUAGAUCUGAGCGAAGAGUGAUGAUGUACAGAGAGAGAAAGAGAGAGAGAGGAAGGAAAUAAAAAUUUCCAAUGUUAAUUCUCAGAUCAAUGUAGAAAAAAUGAAAAUAAAAUGACGAAAAGAGAUUGA